AAAAUCAGGGAACUGGGCAGUUUCGUAUUUUAUGUACCCUAGUACAGUACAGUUAUUUCCCUUUAUUUGCAGAACGCAAGAAACGUAGCAGCACGUGCGCGCCAAAAACUAGCGAUGGGAUUGUAUUUUGGAAAAACCGCUUUUACGAUAAUUGUUUGACAGAUCAUGUCACUAUCAGAUACCCCAUCUAGUUCAGAUAAAGCCAAAGGCAGACCUGGGAUUUUUCGUAUUUUUAAACAGUCUGUAAAAGAUUUAGGACGAGUUCCUAAGUCGGAUUUUAAACAUUUUAAAAAGGAAUCAGAUGCUUUAAAACAGCAAACUGAUAAUAAGUCUGUCUGUGGGAAGAAAGAAACCAGUCCAGAUGAUAAUCACAAAGAGGUGAAGAGAUUCUCUACAUUUAAAAGUAGAGAUAAAGAUUGCUUUGUGUCUGAAAAGGAACCAAAUAAUAAUGUUGGCAGUUUCAAAAGGAAUGAUUCUAAAUCUUCAUUAUAUAGAAAGAGAAGAGAUCAUGACUUUUGUAGAAAUAAAGCCUCUUCAGGUUUCAAUCACAGGAGUGUUUUAGAUGAAAAUAAAAAUAAGAGAGAAAAUAGAAAUGAGGGAGAUGACAUUGUGAAUUUUAAAGAAGCAACAGAAACUGUAAAAAAUGUUUUUAACCUUAGUGUGAAAGACAACAAUGUAAGUGAGUUCAGUAAGGGUGAAUCUGAAGAUUGGGAAAAUGACUUGGUAGACUUAGUUGUCAAUGAAUAUAAUUUUAAAUAUCAACAAGAUAAUCUACAGAAUAUUUUAGGAGAUAGAAAAGAUAGUAACCAAAGUAUUGUUAAUUCUCAAUCUGAUUUCAACAACAAUUAUAUUCAAGAAGUCGAUUAUACAGAAACUCUGGAAUCCAAAACGGAAUUGGAAACAACUCUUGGUUAUGAGAAUCUUAAGGAGAAAAAACAUACUGAAAAUACCAAUGAAUGUCCUAAAGAUUUAGUAAAAGUUGUUGGUUGUACUGACAAAGAAAAGGCUAAAAGAAUAGAAGAAUAUACUUCUGAAAAACAAAGUUUACCAUUUCAUAGUACUCCAAAGAAGAGUGGUUCUUUCCAUGAUCUAGAUAAGGAGUUUGAUACAAGUUGUUCAUUUUCAAAUAAAUCUGACAAUAGUUUUUCUCCAAAGAUUGUUAAGCAGAUUGAAGAGAAGGUAAAAGCUGAUUUGAACAUAUUGACAGGUAGCAUUGACUCUGACAACUGUGUGACACACGAAGAAGGUAACGGCUCUGACGGACCAAGUAAAAUGAGGAAUUUUCACAAUGCUUCAAGAACAUUCGAAAGAGGAGAUGGUCAUUGUAGGAAUAGCCCAUCAAAGAAUUUAUCAGAGAGACCUCGAAGAAAUCAUGUUGAGUAUGAUAUGCCACCUCGUUUCAGAGAUAAUCGUGGUAGUGGUGAUGGUGAUAAAUUAGAAAGUGCCGAUGUAAGUUUUAGGAAUGCAAGGGGUAAUGACUCUUGGCAUAGACCUCAGAAACAUAGGCAUUUAAGAAAUGUCAACAAUAGCAAACAUGUAGAAGAAAAUGUAAAACAUUUUGAUAAUCAGAAUAGAAGGCAGUUGCUUGAUUUGAAAAUAAAAACACCUGUAAAGUUUAAGGCUGAAAGAAGUGGAUUCAAUAGAAUGAAUAGUGCUUGCAGAAAUGAAGUUGAAAAUAAUUGGGAGAUGCCUGCCUCAGAAGACUGGUCGUCAGAAUUACUUGAUUUAGAUGCUAUUAAUGCUGAUGCAAAUGCUAUUCCUGAUGAUGAAAUAGAUGACAAAAGUAGAAGAAUUCCUGAAGAACAUUGCCUUGAAUUAAACGAAAAAGUGAUUGUUGAAAAAGUAUCAAUUGAUAACCAUGUAGAACAAUAUUUCCCUCCCAUGCCUCCAAAAAGUGCACCAGAUGUAGACUAUUUAGAACAGAAGGGAACAAUACCUGAAGAAAUUGUUGCUUUGGAAGGAGAUUCUGGUGCAAAAAGAUUUGAGUUUGAGCAAGAAAGCUUGUGUCAAAAUGUUUCAGAUGUGGAAGGAAGUUCAGUCUAUUCUAAGGAGCAUGAAGGUGACAAAGAUAUCAGUAGUGCCUUAUCAACAAAGGAGUUGUUGGCCUCAAAAAACCCAAAUGUAUAUCUCCCACCUAUACCUGCUGAAGUUCUUGCAUCAGGUGACAAGGAAAAUUGGGGAAAAAGUGAAAAUUUCAAUGAAAUCCAGAUCAAGCCCCAAGGUUUAGAAGGAAAUGCAGAAAAUUUUGUUACAGUUCAAGAAGAGCAUACAAGCCUUUCAAAUAAAAAUAGUCCUUGUCAAUAUGUUGAAAGUAAGAAAUUGCACUCAGAAAAUGAUGUUGCAAGUACGAACAUGCAAGGUUUAUCAGAAGAUAAAGCAACAGGAGAGAAUAUUGAAAAUAAUUUUGAAACCAUUGGACAUGAAACAAAAUUAGAUAUUACAAAUUAUGAAAGAAACAUUAACAAAAAAGAAGUUGCUGAAGACAGUUGUUCAUUAAGCUCUAUCUAUGCGAAUCAGGAACAAGUUUGUGUUUAUUCUGCCAAUGACAAUAUGACUAGUGAAGCUGAUGUUUCAGAUCUACCUUUAGAUGAGAACAAGUGCUGGGAGAAUGAAAGAAGCGGUGGUUUUUGUUGUGAGAAAGCUGAUCAAGAAAGUGGAAAUACUGUGUCUGCCAUAGCGAAUAUUGGAGAAAAAAAUACAGAGUAUGAGUCAAGUCGAGAUGCUUAUGAGCAGUAUGUUAGAUAUUGGUAUGGUCAAGAUGCGGUCACUGCAGAUUAUAUGCAAAGAGGGCAGCUUGGUCAAUGGCAUCAUAAUUAUCCAUACGACUAUGAAGCCUACUGCAGAUUGUAUGAGCAAAUUCAAAUGACAUAUUAUUGGGACAUGUACAAUAGACAAAUGCAGUAUGGUGGUCAGGAUCCUUAUUAUUGGUAUGGUGAUUCAUAUUCAUGCCAAGAUGAGUCAAAGAUGGAAAGUUGUAGUGCUGUAAAUGCUACUGAAGACAAGGUUAUUGAACAAGUUGAAAGUAAAAAUAUCAAUAAAAGGCUAGAUAGGAAAAAGCCAAGUCAUCAUGUAAGGAAAGACCAUUCUAAACAGACUGAUCAAUUGAAAACUACCGCCAGCUGCCUAGAAAAUGCAGAGGAGUUAAACUUAAGAGAAUACAAGUGUGAAAGAAUGCAUCAGUGGGUAAAUAACCAUAGUCCUGAGAUAAUAAGUGAUAAAAGGCUCGACCUUACAGAGGCUGAUCCCCUCUCUAAGAAUAGUCUGAAUGAAUAUAACCGGAAUUUAAGGAAGUCUGAAGACACUUCAUCAAAUGGCUUCCAUAGUGGUAAAAUUAUACCCAAGUCUGUAGAAAUUUCAAGUGUUAAAGUUAAAGAGCAAAAGGAAAAGUCAAAAAAUGUUUCUGAUACUGAGGAAAAGAUAAGCGAUUUAAAUGAGGGUAAAAAGUAUGAGCCUUCAUGUACAUGUAAACCUUCCCAAGUGACAUUUAUGGUGUGGCGAGCCUGUGCUUGUGGGGCUGGCAACCCAACCAGACUGCACAAGAUCCUGUCAUCUGGCUUUGAUGAGAGAAGUCUUGACCAUGGAUACCAAUCUAUUGAAUCAUUAGAGCAUGAUGAAUCUGGAGUUAGACAAGUAGGUGGUAAAGCUCCUGGGUUUGUAAUUCAGCCAUUGUGUUCUACGCCAGCCACAGAUAAUAAAAACAUAGAUUUGCCAAAGCAUAAGAAAGUUUCCAAAGAAAAAGAAAAAUUGGCUGUAUGUAAAUCAGAGGGAGAAAAAGCUGUGAAGAAUAUUGAAAUCUGUCCACCACCUGGCUUUGAAAAAGUUGUAAGAGGCAUGAAUAACAGAAAUUACAAAGGAACAAGUGAGGAUGAGAAGUACAGACAAAGAUGUUAUGCUGAGAGUGAGCUACAUGGUCAAUCUGACAAUGGCGCAACUAAACCUUCUUUGAGAAGUAUUAUAAAGCAGAAAGGUCUGCAGUAUGGGCAGUAUGUUGAUACUAGACAUUGUGUAAAUGCUGGAAACAUGAGACAAGAACAGUGUACAUUGUCUGAAGAUUAUAAUAACAAUUUGAAACAUCAUAACAAGCAAAGUUUGCCCAUUUGUCAUGGUAGGAUAGACAGUCAUCAUCUUUUACAGGGUUCUUCAUCAUUGGAGGUAGGGAAAGACAAAGAUAAAAAUAGCGUUAUAUCAAUCCCCGGAUUGAAGUUCUCAUUGGAGGGGAAUAAUGAUAUUGCUGAAGAUUUUGAUGGAUAUAAUGAUAAAGUGAGAAAUGAUGCAAAUGUUGAGAACUACACAUAUGAUAAAAAUGCAAAGGAUAAUGAAACUGGGGAACUGUCUGAUAAGGGAAAAGAGUUUCCAAUAUCUGGUUCAAGUCAAAUUGGAAAGUUAAGGGAAAAAGGGUUGUACGAGGGAGCUGUUAAUCGUCUGAAUAAAGUGAAUGACUCUGUGUUCCAAAAUGUGUAUUUAGGAAGAACUGAUCAAUUGAAAAAAGUGCCGUCAGCAGUCUCGAGUUUAAAGUUGUCCAAAUGUGAAUCCAGUUCAGCAGAUUAUUGUGAAACUAGUGGAGAUGAAAAUACUCAAUUUUCAUUUCUAACACAAUCCCCGCACAGCUCAGACAAUGAACGCAUUUGGAAUACAAAUGAAAUUGCGAAAUUAAAGAAAAAUGCAGAAAGUUCUCAAAUGCAGAAUCAAAACUUUGAGAGAAGGGCUAGAUACGAAUUGAAUAACGAUUGUGAUGAAAAAAUUCCAGUGAAUGAAAUCAUGGAAACUCAAGAUCACAGAGGUGAAGAACCUGUAGGAUCAUGUCAAUUUACGAGAGAUAUCUAUAGACCAGGAGCGUCUUUUCGACCAAGAUCACCAUAUUUGAGUCUUCCGCCACCCUACAGAGGCGGCCAGUUUCGUCCACGGUUACCUUCAUUCUCCCACAUGGAAAAGUGGACAAUGGAUCCAAGAUUUCUUCCCAUGCGUAUGCCUCCUCCAAUGCAUUGGCCUCCACCAUCAUCACCCUACCAAAUGUUUGGUCCAGGGCCAGUAUAUGGACCAGAAACUGCUAGGGAAACUCCUAAAAGACCAGACUACAUUGAAACUAAAGCCAACCAUCAAAUGUACGGAAAAAAUGAGGCCAAACCAUUUACAAGAUUUUCUCCACCUUUUCCACCAUAUUAUCAUAUACAACAGAGAGAUAGCCACAUGGAAUUGACCAAGAACAGCCCUGAUGAAGAAAGAAAGAAUUUUGGUACAACUCAGAAAGCUAGACAUUCUUUAAGCCUUGUUGAGUAUGACUCUAGUGGGGGAAGUUCAUCAGAAAUUGAACCAUUUGAUAUUGACAGUUUACGUGACACUGAUGAGGAAAUUGGUCUCAAAGUAAAUCAGUUGGCACCGAUACCAAAGAAACUCAAAACUGAUUCACCUGAUGAUUUUUCAUCCGGAGAUUCUUGUGACGGUACUCAGAAAGAAAAUAGAGGCACAGUGCCUUUGAACUCCACAGCAACCUUGAAAUUAAGUAGAGGAUGUACUAAAAAACUGAAACAAAAGACAUUGAAGUCUUUUUCUGGGACAGAAAGGCAGCCAAUGUGUUCAAAAGUUAAAGAAGACGCACCAAAGAAAAUGAUAGAAGAUCAGUUUAAGAAGAGAACUCUUGCUGGUAUCAUAGCAGAUUCAUACAGGUCUGGAAAAUCAGAGGGAAGAGUACCAGGUGGUGAUACAACAGAUCGCACAAAUCAAGAUUUUAGACAACAUGAUUUAAAACAAGAGAAGCCAUUACCUCCUUUACCCCCUUUACCACCAUUUCCUAAUAGUCCGUUUUGGAGUAUGUAUUCCACACCUAGCAGUUCAGCCUUGGCUGGGAAGAAUAAAGAAUAUGAUGAUGAUCAGGGAAAACCUGCUAACUCACCAGUACAACAGGUGCAACGGAAAUGGCUACUGAAAAAUCCUUCUCAAAGGUACUCUUUUUCCCCAGGGCAAGCAGGAGGAUUGAACUCACCGUCUGAAACGGAUAGUGAAUCAAAAUCCACUCGGUCAGACUGGAUGACAAAUUUCAAAAUAUUUCACAAUUUUGGUGUGAAGUAUAUAGACACUCACUGUCAUCUGGACUUUCUAUUCUCGAGGGAAGGUUUCAAGGGGAGCUUUAAGGCGUACAUGGAUAAACACUCAGAGUCAUUUCCAGACAUGUUUGAAGGCUGUGUAGCUGUAUUCUGUAACCCAAGCACCUUUACACCUACUGGUGGUUUGUGGUUGGAUGUUGCUAAGGAACCAAAUGUUUGGAUAGCCAUGGGUUGUCAUCCAAAGAUGGCUACAGACUUUACAGCAGCUGCUGAAAUGGGAUUGAAGAAAUGUCUACGUCAUUCCAAGUGUAUAGCUUUGGGAGAAAUCGGAUUAGACUACUCCGGAACUUUUCAUCAGCAUGAAGAAGUGCAGAAGCAGGUUUUCCGACGACAGUUAAAAAUGGCUCUCGAGUUACAGAAAGUCCUGGUCAUACACUGUAGACAAGCUGAAGAAGACUGUCUUGAGAUUAUGAAAGAGAUGAUACCGAGGAACUGGAAAAUCCACUGCCACUGUUUCACGAAUGCGUACUCUAACGCUAAGCUAUGGAUAGAUGCCUUUCCUAAUUUAUUUAUCGGAGUUACUCCCCUUGUGACAUACAGAACAGCAAGUCCGUCCCAUGACUUGGCAUGUAACAUUCCUAUAAACAAACUAUUGCUGGAGACAGAUGCUCCAUACUUUGUACCAAGAUGUAUUCCGAAAGAUGAUCUUCCAUUGUCUAACCCAGGAUUAGCAAUAACGGUUGCCAAGGAGAUAGCUCAAUAUCAGGAGCUUCCAGUUGCUGCUGUAUUACGACAAUGUAGACUUAAUACCAAAUUUAUGUAUGGCAUAUAGUGCUUUUAUACCAAACUUAUGUGUAGCAUAUAGUACUAUUAUGACUAAAUUUGUGUAUGGCAUAAAGCACAUCUAAAAUGUACCAAAUUUAGUGCUUUAUACCAAAUUUAUGAUGGAAUAUAGUGCUUUAUACAAAAUUCAUACAUGGUUUAUAGUGCCUUUGAUGCCAAAUAUAUAUCAUGGUAUUAUACAGCAUUAUGAUCAGUCAAAUAAUGUGUAACCUAUAGUGUUAUUUAUAGUAAUACCAAAUCUUUGUAUGAUGUAUGGCUUAUUAUAAAGUUAACUUUGAAGAAAUUUCAUAUAGGUUUGUUAGUAUAGUACAAAGUAGUGCAAAAUUACUCAUAACAUGUUUCUCUUUUUGAGGUCUUUAUUUGGUCGUAACCUCUUGAGUUUAUGCUUUUAUUUUUAUGAUUCCAUGUCAGUAAAUGAAGGAAUAGGGAGUAUUGUUUAUUUUGAUAUGACCUGGACCCCAAUGUAACUUCUCCAUUAAUAGUAAGUUUAAAAAGUUAGGAAAUUUAAAUAUUUAUUUAUAGACAUAAGGCAGGUUUUUGAAAUACAUCUUGUUAUUUAAAGUUUGCUAAGAUGCUGUUUUGCGUUAUUCAUACAUUUAUUUCAAAGAUGAAUUGCAAUUGAGUCUAUGAAAAUAUUUAGAAUACUCGAGUAGUUACUGUUUAAAAGAUAAAUAAAACAAAUCAAAACAAACGAGCAAAUAUAUAUGUCUGCAUGUCCAAUGGUGCUAUUUUAUUACAAAAAAAAAUGUUUUCAGUAUGUUGGUCUUUCAAAGCUUUAUGUCAAACAAUUGUGUUAAGUGAUGUUA
Molecule: messenger RNA, 7690 nt
Organism: Ruditapes philippinarum (Manila clam)
Lineage: Eukaryota; Metazoa; Mollusca; Bivalvia; Venerida; Veneridae
Exons: 9
Coding region: 166-6873 (2235 amino acids)
Molecular function (GO): hydrolase activity, acting on ester bonds
Source: RefSeq, a predicted model, not a curated record